AUGUGCAGUGUCGAGAAGCGUGACAAUCUAUGGAUCCUAACAAUCACCGGCGACGAUCAAAACCGCCUCAAUCCAACCCUAAUCGACUCCCUUCUCUCAACCCUAACAAAUCUUACUUCUCAAUACACUCCUGGUUCCGUCCUCAUCACCACCGGCAAAGGAAAAUUCUUCUCCAACGGCUUCGACUUGCCAUGGGCUCGCGCCGCCGGUUCCAAAACCGCCGCAGCGCUUCGCCUUCAAUCCAUGGUAGACUCUCUCAAACCCGUCGCCGCCGCGCUGAUAUCGCUCCCCAUCCCGACCGUCGCCGCCAUCAACGGCCACGCCUCUGCCGCCGGGUUCCUGCUCGCGAUGUGUCAUGAUUAUGUUUUCAUGAGGAGUGACAGAGGCGUGUUGUACAUGCCGGAGGUGGAUCUCGGGCUGCCGUUGCCGGAUUAUUUUACUGCCGUGAUGAAGGAGAAGAUCAAAUCGCCGGCGGUGCUGCGUGAUGUGUUGUUGGCCGGCGUGAAGAUCAAGGGGAAAGAUGCUGUUAAGAUGGGGAUUGUGGACUCGGCGCAUGAUAGUGCGGAGACUACGGUAGAGGCUGCUGUGCGCCUGGGGGAACAGUUGGCAGAGAAGAAAUGGGUUGGUGAAGUGUAUGCAGAGAUAAGGAAGAGUUUGUAUCCUGAUGCGUGUAAGGUUUUGGGUUUGACUCCGAAACCACUAGUAUCUAAGAUUUGA
Messenger RNA from Vicia faba (fava bean), 717 nucleotides. NCBI's taxonomy places the organism in Eukaryota, Viridiplantae, Streptophyta, Magnoliopsida, Fabales, Fabaceae. The record is from the annotation of a GenBank genome assembly.